Pelodiscus sinensis (Chinese soft-shelled turtle) is the source of this 1668-nucleotide messenger RNA. RefSeq names its product tubulin polyglutamylase complex subunit 1 (gene TPGS1). Gene Ontology annotation, molecular function: microtubule binding. NCBI's taxonomy places the organism in Eukaryota, Metazoa, Chordata, Testudines, Trionychidae. The record is from RefSeq and is a predicted model, not a curated record. Gene Ontology annotation, biological process: protein polyglutamylation.
GGCCCCGGGGACCUGCACAGCCAGCCGCAGCGCCUCGGCCGGGCGCUGUGGUACGCGCGCCUGGCCCACCAUUCGCACAGGACUGCUUUUAACAACAACGUCAGCAUGGCUUAUGAGUGCCUGAGUGCCAGGGGCAGAAGGAAGAAGUCAGGUGUCAAUGGAAGACUCUACAGUGAGUUGCUCAAGAAGAUCUGCCAAGAUGGAGAAGCCCCUGAAGAGGUUGUUUCUUCUUUGCUGAGGAAGAUCCAGUGUCGGGACCACGAGGCAGUACCUUUUGAUGUCUUCCGCUAUGGAGUACUCAGCUGUUUUGUGCUUCUGGAGUUUGUGGCAAAAGCUGAUACCUUAUACGACGUACUGGAUGAUGGCUCUGGCAUAGCAGAUGAAAGUGUUUGCCAGGCAGUCCUGGACACUCUGGAAGAAGCUCUCGGAGCCACCGACUUCUCGGUACCCAUCCGUUACUUGGAGGCUGGAUCUAAGCUUGGACCAGACUGUUUGGCUUUGGCCAUGGACAAAGCAUUGCUAGACAGGAAGAUUUGCUCCUCCAUGAACAGGGAAGAGUUUCUAAAGAGAGCCACAGCCCUAUUCAUUGCAAAAGUAAAACCUAUUGACUGACACCUUGCAGUUGGGACAACACUCGCUGUGUUUUCCUAUGACUUCAAAUGAAGCACGUUACCCUGGGAAUACAUCAAAUCCUGCGACUUUGGGUGGCCAGAGUAGGCCACAGAGGGAGCAAAGUGGGCCUGCCAGUUCCUAUCCUAAAGGAUAGGAUCUACUUGACUAAAGAAUGCUUAUCUUAAAUUUCUCAUUCACCUCCUGGCUCCAUCCUGAACACCUAAAUGCCAACCAACUGUAGCAUUUGAUCUGCUGGCUUGUAUAUCAGAACUUGUAUAUAAGAACCUCCUAUUUAAAAUGCCUGUUUAUUUUCUACAGCUAUUGUAAACCUCUGCUGAGGUUAUAGCUUGGGGAACAUCCAGGAAACCAGCUAAAAGUGAGGCCUUAUAGCCUGAGCACAUUACUAGAAGUUAGGGACUACUGAGCUGUUGUCCUGGCUUUGCUACUGAUAUAUUUUGUGAUUUUUUUUUUUUUUUUUGGACAAAUCACUUAAGUUGUGUAUUCCCUGUCUUUAAAAUGGGAGUAAUACGUACCUCAGAGAGUUGUGGUGAGGUAUAACAAAUAAAUGCAGCUUUGGGAGGAUCUAAAGUGCUAUUUAAGUAUUGUUAGUAAUGUGAAGUAAUACAUUAAAUACACAAGAUGAUGCACAUCUGGCAAGAAUUGAGAUUUCAGCAAAAACACUUGCUAGUUCUGCAUUUGGCCAGUGGCUGAAUUUCAGACACCUGUAUUAGCAUUAAACUAUUCUGGGGUUUUUCAUCAUAUCACAGUUUACUAAACUGCAUCCUGUCACUUGAACUUUCACAAGCAGAGAUCGUACAUGACUAGUAAGCUAUACAGCAAAAUUGGUAUUAUACAGAUUUGCUAGUAAGUCUGGAAUUUGAGCAAAACCAGGCUAAAUUCUAAUUCCCUUAUGCUAAUAUACCUUGCUAUGUUUACUUAGCCCUUCAACUAUUGUUGUUGGUUGGACCAUACCAUAUCUAUUUGUGAGUUUAGAACUAUGAUUAUUCAUGUCAUUCAAUUAUUGGUGUAUUAGAGGCCAUUAAACUGUUUAAUCUC